This is a messenger RNA of Phyllostomus hastatus (greater spear-nosed bat), 5017 nucleotides long. It is a transcript of the gene SLC12A1, whose product is annotated as solute carrier family 12 member 1. The record is from RefSeq and is a predicted model, not a curated record. Gene Ontology annotation, molecular function: sodium:potassium:chloride symporter activity. Bases 352 to 3843 code for a protein of 1163 amino acids. Lineage: Eukaryota; Metazoa; Chordata; Mammalia; Chiroptera; Phyllostomidae. The transcript is spliced from 29 exons. Gene Ontology annotation, biological process: potassium ion import across plasma membrane; sodium ion homeostasis; cell volume homeostasis. Gene Ontology annotation, cellular component: membrane.
UAUUAUUCCAGACCAACCAUUGCUCAGUCAUCUCUUUCAAAGAAGAUUCUAACCAAUAAGAAGAAGCCUAAGGUUCUGAGCUGAAAGCUAAGUGCCCCAUAUAUGCCUGGGUGAUGCUGAAGCAAGUUACACUUUUUCAGAAGAAGGCUCCCGGUGCUUUGAAGAACAAUGUGAAGAUUGUAUAGGAGGCAAUACAACAAGAAUCUACUUGCGUUCUUCUAGAACAGAAGCCAGGAGCUCCCUAAUGUAAACACAUUAGUGUUUAUUUUGAGGAGGAAAUAUAUAGAUUAAAAACAACCACAACCACUGCUAAGUAAAUAUCUGAGUCAAAAAAAAAUACCUAGUUUGAAGAUGUCAGUGAACAAUUCUUCCAACGUGUUUCUGGACUCAGUGCCCAGUAAUACCAGUCGCUUUCAAGUAAAUGUCAUAAGCGAGAGCCACGAGAGCAGUGCUGCAGUGGAUAAUACCGACCCUCCACAUUAUGAGGAAACCUCUUUUGCGGAGGAAGCCCAGAACAGAUUCCGAAUUAGUUUUAGGCCUGGGAAACAGGAGUGCUAUGACAAUUUCCUCCAAAAUGGAGAAACCACUAAAACAGAUGCUAGUUUUCAUGCUUACGAUUCUCACACAAACACAUACUACCUGCAAACUUUUGGCCACAACACGGUGGAUGCUGUUCCCAAGAUCGAGUACUAUCGCAACACCGGCAGUGUCAGUGGGCCCAAGGUCAACCGACCAAGCCUGCUGGAGAUUCAUGAGCAACUUGCAAAGAAUGUGGCAGUGGCCCCAGGUUCGACUGACAGGGUGGCUAACGGUGAUGGGAUGUCUGGAGAUGAUCAAGCUGAAAACAAAGAAGAAGAAGAUAAAUCCGGUGCUGUGAAGUUUGGAUGGGUGAAAGGUGUGCUGGUAAGAUGCAUGCUGAAUAUCUGGGGUGUCAUGCUCUUCAUUCGCCUCUCCUGGAUUGUUGGAGAAGCUGGAAUUGGUCUUGGUGUGAUUAUCAUCGGCUUAGCCGUGACAGUGACUGCUAUCACUGGUUUAUCCACCUCUGCUAUUGCCACAAAUGGAUAUGUCAGAGGAGGUCUCGGAGUUCUCAUAAUUCUUCUUUCCACCAUGGUAACUUCUAUUACUGGGUUGUCAACUGCCGCAAUAGCAACUAACGGGUUUGUUCGUGGAGGUCUUGGAGUCAUCAUCAUUGGCCUGAGUGUGGUAGUGACAACACUCACAGGUAUUUCUAUGUCUGCCAUUUGCACAAAUGGAGUAGUAAGAGGAGGUGGAGCAUACUAUCUUAUUUCUAGAAGCUUAGGGCCAGAAUUCGGUGGGUCAAUAGGCUUGAUCUUUGCUUUUGCCAAUGCAGUGGCUGUUGCUAUGUAUGUGGUGGGAUUUGCUGAGACUGUGGUAGACCUUCUUAAGGAGAGUGAUUCAAUGAUGGUAGAUCCAACCAAUGACAUCCGGAUAAUAGGCUCAAUCACAGUGGUGAUCCUUUUAGGAAUUUCGGUGGCUGGAAUGGAAUGGGAAGCAAAGGCUCAAGUGAUCCUUCUGGUUAUUCUUCUUAUUGCUAUAGCAAACUUUUUCAUUGGAACUGUCAUUCCAUCCAACAACGAGAAGAGGUCCAGAGGUUUCUUUAAUUAUCAAGCAUCAAUAUUUGCAGAAAACUUUGGACCAAGCUUCACAAAAGGCGAAGGCUUCUUCUCUGUCUUUGCCAUUUUUUUCCCAGCAGCUACUGGGAUUCUUGCAGGUGCCAAUAUCUCAGGAGAUUUGGAGGAUCCCCAAGAUGCUAUCCCCAGAGGAACCAUGCUGGCCAUUUUCAUCACCACUGUUGCCUACAUAGGAGUUGCUAUUUGUGUAGGGGCCUGUGUCGUCCGAGAUGCCACUGGGAACGUGAAUGACACCAUCAUUUCUGGGAUGAACUGCAAUGGCUCAGCAGCCUGUGGGCUGGGCUAUGACUUCUCAAGAUGUCGACACGAGCCAUGUCAGUAUGGGCUGAUGAACAAUUUCCAGGUCAUGAGCAUGGUGUCAGGGUUUGGCCCCCUCAUCACGGCUGGCAUCUUUUCUGCAACACUCUCCUCCGCCCUGGCCUCCCUCGUCAGCGCUCCCAAAGUGUUCCAGGCUCUGUGCAAGGACAACAUCUACAAAGCCCUGCAGUUCUUUGCAAAAGGAUAUGGGAAAAACAACGAGCCGCUGAGAGGAUACAUCCUCACUUUUGUUAUUGCCAUGGCAUUCAUUCUUAUUGCGGAACUGAACACCAUCGCUCCCAUCAUCUCCAACUUUUUCCUGGCCUCAUAUGCGCUUAUUAAUUUCUCCUGCUUCCAUGCUUCUUAUGCCAAAUCUCCAGGAUGGAGACCUGCAUACAGAAUUUACAACAUGUGGGUAUCUCUUUUUGGGGCUGUUUUGUGCUGUGCAGUCAUGUUUGUCAUCAACUGGUGGGCUGCUGUCAUCACCUACGUCAUUGAGUUCUUCCUCUACAUCUAUGUGACCUAUAAGAAGCCAGAUGUGAACUGGGGCUCCUCCACCCAGGCCCUUUCCUACGUGAGUGCUUUAGACAAUGCUCUGGAAUUAACCACAGUGGAAGACCAUGUAAAAAAUUUCAGGCCCCAGUGCAUUGUCUUAACAGGGGGACCCAUGACAAGACCUGCUCUCUUGGAUAUAAGUCACGCCUUUACCAAGAACAGUGGUCUUUGCAUAUGCUGCGAAGUCUUUGUGGGACCACGCAAGCUGUGUGUUAAAGAGAUGAACAGUGGCAUGGCGAAGAAGCAGGCCUGGCUUAUAAAGAACAAAAUCAAGGCUUUCUAUGCUGCAGUGGCGGCGGACUGUUUCAGGGAUGGCGUCCGGAGUCUCCUCCAGGCCUCAGGCUUAGGAAGAAUGAAACCAAACACUCUGGUGAUUGGAUAUAAAAGAAACUGGAGGAAGGCUCCCUUAGCAGAGAUCGAGAACUACGUGGGAAUCAUACAUGAUGCAUUUGAUUUUGAGAUUGGUGUGGUCAUAGUCAGAAUCAGCCAAGGGUUUGACAUCUCUCAGGUUCUUCAGGUACAAGAUGAGCUAGAGAAAUUAGAACAGGAGAGGCUGGCUUUGGAAGCCACUAUCAAAGACAAUGACAGUGAGGAAGGAAGUGGAGGCAUCCGAGGCUUGUUUAAAAAAGCUGGCAAGUUGAACAUUACUAAGACACCUUCUAAAAAAGACAGCAGCAUUAACACAAUCCAGUCUAUGCACGUGGGGGAGUUCAACCAGAAACUGGUAGAAGCCAGCACACAAUUUAAAAAGAAGCAAGGAAAAGGCACAAUUGAUGUUUGGUGGCUGUUUGAUGAUGGAGGGUUAACACUCCUUAUCCCCUAUAUCUUGACUCUCAGGAAAAAAUGGAAAGACUGUAAAUUAAGAAUCUAUGUCGGAGGGAAGGUUAACCGCAUUGAAGAAGAAAAAAUUGCAAUGGCCUCCCUUCUGAGCAAAUUUAGAAUAAAAUUUGCAGACAUCCAUAUCAUUGGUGACAUCAAUAUUAAACCAAACAAAGAAAGCUGGAAAGUCUUUGAAGAGAUGAUAGAACAAUAUCGGCUCCAUGAAAGCUGCAAAGAUGUAACAACUGCUGAGAAAUUAAAGAGAGAAACUCCAUGGAAAAUUACAGAUGCCGAACUGGAAGCAGUCAAGGAAAAGAGUUACCGCCAAGUUCGGCUGAAUGAGCUCUUACAGGAGCACUCGAGAGCUGCUAAUCUCAUAGUCCUGAGCCUCCCAGUGGCCAGAAAAGGAUCCAUAUCAGACUGGUUGUACAUGGCUUGGCUGGAAAUCCUCACGAAGAACCUCCCUCCUGUCUUACUAGUUAGAGGAAACCACAAAAAUGUCCUGACAUUUUACUCUUAAACCAUGAAAAAUCACAGCACAUUUUAACUGAACAUAUGGAUAAUUAAGAACCGGUCUAGUACUUGAUAUUGUAAAUCCGACCCGCACUUAUGCAACCUCUGGGGGCUAUACUACAGGAUUCUACAUACACUUUGUCAUUGUUCUUUUAUUAGUUAAUAGGAGGGUUUGUUUGGGUUUUUUUCCUGUCAGCUUAAGGGCAGCGUCAAAGCCACUGGUACACCUAAGAAAAACAUCUUUGUCAUUGCUGUUGACACACCAGAAAAUUAAGCAAACCCACACUGGUUUAUGCUCAUGAGAAGCAGCAACUUGACUGUAAGCUUCUCCAGGCAAAACUAACCUUUUGUCUGCUCCUAGGCCCCCACGGAGGCCCCAGCCCCACGGCAGGUUCUCACUAAAUGCUUAUUGACAGGCUGGUGGAGGAACUCGGCUGGUUAUCAAAGGGAAAGGCCAGCUGGGCAGGAAACGUGAUUAUGCUUGCCCUUCUGAGAGGCUUAUACCUACAAAGAAGAUUUGAGAAUCAAUAACUGAAAACUUUAAGAAGCACUGGAGUCUACAAAAUGUUUAAAGCGGUUCCCAAAAUAAGGUUAUUUAAUGUAGCACAGAUUACGCACUUAGAGUGAUCAGAGCGAUCCCUGGCGAUAACAUGCAUGUCCUUGUGCUGCCGGCUGAGGUGCGCGCGGCUGCACUAGGAGGCAACACGUACUCUCAUUAAAUGCAGAAUGUUCCAUUAUUAAUGCGGAAACUUAACUUCCUUCCCUAUCAAGUAUUUUGAAAUUUCCACCACAGUAUUUCUUUGCAUAUUUUUCUAAUUGAGUGGUUAGGGCAGAUGAAAUCUUCAGAUGUCUAGAAAUUGAAAACCAACGACCACAAAUUUUUAAACAUUAUAAAGAAAUAUAUCCUGAAUCAUUUACUUAGUUACUUUAUAUAGUGAUUAUAUAGAUUUAAAAGAGCAAUUAAAAUGUGAAGAAACUUGCGAAAUUUGAAAUAUAUAAGUACUAAUUGUUUUCCCAUUUUUGUUAGUAUUCCUAUAAUAGUUAAUCACAUUAAAAAAAACAACAAAAUUUUGUUUUCUGAUGAUUGACUUGUUUUUUUUUCCUGACAUGUUUUAACUGUUUAAACUAACUGCUAAAAUAUAAAGGAAACAGUAAGCCUGAAAUAAAAGCACUGAAAUUCA